Messenger RNA from Acanthoscelides obtectus, 714 nucleotides. Lineage: Eukaryota; Metazoa; Arthropoda; Insecta; Coleoptera; Chrysomelidae. The record is from the annotation of a GenBank genome assembly.
AUGCCAAUCAGAAAGAUGGACCUGUACAUAAGCUACCUUAACUUAAUGGACUUAGCUGGUUCUGAGAGAGUUUCUCUGACGAAAGCUGCUGGUGAGCGUCUUAAAGAGGGGGCUAACAUAAACAAAUCUUUGUCAGUAUUAGGAAAUGUGAUAAGGCAACUAAGCGAGGGGAAGGAGUUUAUCAGUUAUCGCGAUUCGAAAUUGACUAGACUGCUCUCACAGGCUCUUGGCGAUGUAUAUGGAUCUGUAGUAAAACCUUUAGUCGAUUCCUUCAUGGAAGGUUUCAAUGCCACAAUAUUUGCAUAUGGCCAAACAUCUUCUGGCAAAACACACACCAUUUUGGGCAAUAAAACAGAUCCUGGGCUUUUCCAAUUAGUAUCCAAUCAGUUAUUCCAGCAUGUGGCAGACCAGGUUGAUAAGAGGUACUUGAUUAGAUGCAGUUAUAUUGAAAUCUACAAUGAAAAGAUCAAUGACCUCCUGGAUAAGAGCAAUCAGGGUUUAACUAUAAGAGAAGAUAUCAAAGGAAAUGUGCUGCUUGAUGCAAGGGAAGCUGUCGUAGACAAUGUUGAUAAAGUUAUGGAGAACAUGAUGCAGGGCAAGAUCAGACGAGUUGCAGCUACUCGCAUGAAUGAGAGGUCAUCUCGAUCACACACGAUUUCCGGAUUAUUCUGGAGUCGAAAGAUGCCAAUCAGAAAGAUGGACCUGUACAUAUAA